GAUGUUGAUUUAUUAGAGAGUGCAGUUCUCUCUCUCUCUCUCUCUCUCCCGAUUUUUCUAUUCGCGAGGCGAAGCAGAGAAGAAGUUGAAGAACAGUCCCAUUUUCACACACUAAAAUAUUUGCAAAUUUUGAAGAACUUUGCGUAUCAAACUCUCUCUCUCUCUCUCGCCUUCUUAUACUGCGUUGACUACUUGGACUGAGCUUUAAACCCGAUGAAUUCUCCUUUUUCCCGUUUUCCCAUUUUGUCCCUUCUCAAAUCCACCGGUGCCGUCGCCGGUCAAUCUUCCCCACCCACCGCCGCCUUGGGUUUCUCCACCCUUUUCCGGUGACUACUUCUAUGAUUGUAUUCUCCUCCUGUUCUGGGUAUCGCGUUUGUGCCUCUUGGGUUUUGAAGCUAGGGUUCCCCAAAAGCCCUAGCUAUCGACACAUUUCUGUGAAAAUUCGAUAUGGGUAAUCGGCGGAGGUUUAGAAGUUUUGUUGCGUAAUCUCGUGUUUUGUGGGAUUUAUUUUUCCUGUUUGUUGUUGUUUGAUUUCGUAGUUCGUUUAUUUCGUAAUGAAGAGGUUGAAGUCGUGCGACGAUCUCGAUUCGUACGCGGAGAAAAAUCCCGGGAAGGACCCUGUAUUGAGCCGGACAUCGUCUUCUCACCGAGUCUUCUACCACAAAUCCGAGCCUAUACGGAAGAACCUGUCGUCUUCGUCUGCUCGGUAUUAUAGGGAUCGAUCGGUGGAUGAGGAUCGGGAGGGUUUGAGGCUAGUGCGGAAGCGACCAGAUCAUGAUUUUGAGGGCUUUGAUCGGCGAAAAGGGUUUGAUCGGUUUCGAGAGAGCGGAGAGAGUAGGGGUUAUUCUGGUAGUAGUGGAGGUGGCGGUGGAGGAGAUCGUAUUGCACUUCAUAGGUCGGAGAGCUACUCUGGGUCGCGAAGGGAGUACCCUAAAGGAUUUCGAUCAGAGCGGGACAGGUCAAGGAGAGAAGGCAGUGUAUCUUCGUGGAGGAGAUUUGGGAGUUGGAAUAAAGAUGUCGAUGAGGGAGUAAGAAGCAGAGGUGGUGGUGUUGGGGGAUUGGAAGAGAGAGGGAGUGCGAGGAAUUCUCCCAAGGGAUUGAGGGAUGUGAAAUCGCCGUCUCAGUCUAAAGAUUCAAGUAGUGAGCAGUCUAAGUUGAGAGCCUCACCUAGUCUGGUUUCAAAGGGUGUGAGACCACAGGAAUCAAAGUCGAAGUCACCAACAUGGUCGAAGGACUCAGAGAGUGAGCAAUCGAAGAGUGUGGAGGUGAAGAAGGGGGACGACUUGCAGGUUGAAAGUGGGGAUAACAGUGAAAUGGAGGAAGGAGAAUUAGAACCUGAUCCUGAGUCCGAACCUGCACUUGCUCCUCAAGCUGAACCUAAACUUGAACCCGAACCCGAACCCAAAUCUGAAACAGGAUGUGAAGCUGAAUCAUCUCCUGAGAAUGAAGAUAAAAUGGCAGCAGAGAAGCAUUUGGAGUCUGAUAAUGAUCAGAGGGAGGUCGAAACUGAGAAUAAAGUUCAAGAUCAGAAAGAUAGUGUUGUAGCAGAGGCUGAAAUGCUGGAUAAGGGCAUGGAUGCGACUGAAGCGAAAGAAGCUUGCUGUGAUGAUGUUGAUUUAUCAGAAGGUCAGAAUGGAUCGGUUGAUUUGAGGAGUUGUACCAAGGAUGAACUAGAUGUUGUCGCUGAUGUAGUAGACAGGUUGGAAGACAGUUUAGUUGGUGACAGAGAACAAUGUAAUGGGGUGGAUGACAAGAACUCUGUGGAGAUUUCAGUUCAGUUGGAUGAGAAAUGCAAAGAAAACAAGGGCAAUGAUCUAGAAAUGAAGACUGGGGAUCUUGAUGUACCAGAUAAAGAGGUAGUAAAAGAAGCGUCAGACGGAGGGGCAACAAAAAUUACUGAGGCACUGACUCAAAAUUUUAGAGAUAAAGGUAAAAGUGUGGCUGUUAGUCCUUCGACCUCCCAUGCCGCAUAUUCUGCAGAAGAUGGAGCAUGGACUGAUAGAGAACUGGAAGCUACUGACAUUUGUAGGGACCAUGAUAUGGAAGGGCCAAGUACCAGGGGGUUUGAGUUGUUCACAAGAUCUCCAGUGAGGAAACUCGAGAAAGUGGAUGAAUCUGGUGAUAGUAGGCAAAGAGACGGAAAGCUUACACUAGAGCCUCUCGAUCUUUCUCUAAGCUUACCAAAUGUUCUGUUACCUAUCGGUGCCACUGGCGAUUCAGUUCCAGCAUCUGGUUCCCCUAGUCGAGGAAGAAGUGUCCAGUCCCUGAGUAACACAUUUUGCACUAAUUCAGAUGGAUUUGCUCCAUCAAUGUCUUUCUCAGGGUCUCACUCUUUCUUUCAUAACCCAAGCUGUUCUUUGAAUCAGAAUUCAAUGGACAACUUUGAACAAUCUGUUGGAAGUCGCCCAAUAUUCCAGGGAAUUGACCAGGCUUCUCAAGGAGCUUGGCUGGGUCAGUCACAGAACGAGUCCAAGUCCAAGGAACUUCCCUUAUAUCAAAGAAUUUUGAUGAAUGGCAAUGGCUGCCUUCAACAAUCUCAAUCAUCACAUGGUAUUUCAAACAUUCAAACCGUUCUGGGUCGUCAUUCAUGUGAGGUAAUACAUGUAGUUGGGUUGGCUGUGAUGUUUGUCUUCACUGGUGCCAUGUGGACUGUGCCUUACGUGAAUCUUAUAUUAGAAAUGGUCCUAGUGCGACUGGAGACCAAGGAGCAACUGAAAUGCAGUUUCAUUGUGUUGCCUGUGAUCACCCUUCAGAGAUGUUUGGCUUUGUGAAGGAAGUUUUUCAAAAUUUUGCUAAAGAUUGGACGGCUGAAACUCUCUCCAGGGAACUUGAAUAUGUUAAGAGAAUUUUUUCUGCCAGCCAGGACUUGAGAGGGAAACAACUUCACGAACUUGCUGACCAUAUGCUGGAAAGAUUAGCCAAUAAGUCUAAUCUUCCUGAGGUGUACUCUCGUAUUAUGGCUUUCAUUUCUGAUGCUGAUUCUUCCAAGCUUGGCAAGACACCAGUUCCAUCCGGAAAGGAUCCAUCAAAAAACAGCAACGGAAUUUCAGGGUCAUGUCAGGAAGCUCCCUGGCUGAAAUCCGUAUAUUCUGAAAAAGUCCCUCAAAUGGAAAGAGCAGCUAAUGCUCACCCUAGUUUGAAUUACGAGCGGAAUGACAAACGGAUAAUGGAGCCAGAUAUGCACAUAAAUUCUCGUAAGGAACCUCUUUUCGAAGAAUUGGAUAGUAUUGUUCGAAUAAAACUUGCAGAAGCCAAAAUGUUCCAAGCACGAGCGGAUGAUGCUAGAAGGGAAGCAGAAGGUUUAAAGCGCAUUGCUAUUGCAAAGAACAAAAAAAUAGAUGAAGAGUACACAAGUAGAAUUACCAAGUUGCGUUUGACUGAGGCCGAGGAUAUGCGCAAACAGAAAAUUGAGGAACUCCAGGCUCUAGAAAGAGCUCAUCGUGAAUACUCUAGCUUGAAAGUAAGGAUGGAGGCAGACAUUAAAGAUCUUCUUUUGAAAAUGGAAGCUACAAAACGGAACCUGCCAGUGUGAUGAGUACUGAGUUGUAGUUUCAACUGGGAUUUUUUCAGCAUUGUUAUCUCUUCUAGUCUCGGUAGUUGGGAAGUACUUAACAUUUAUAGGCUUAUAUAUUUUCAGUCUGUCGUAGUAGUUCUUUUAGGUUUUACUUUUACCUUCCAAGUUCUUUUUUCCUCCCUUUAUUUUUGUGCUGCUAACUAAAGUCUGUACAGCGACUUCAACAGCAUUUGUUCGUGUAUAAACACUUCCAUCUAUGAAAAAGCAAUCCGAGAGAAUUUUUAAUCGGGUUUUCAUCA
This is a messenger RNA of Momordica charantia (bitter melon), 3813 nucleotides long. It is a transcript of the gene TTA2, whose product is annotated as fibronectin type III domain protein (DUF1423). The record is from RefSeq and is a predicted model, not a curated record. Gene Ontology annotation, biological process: regulation of gene expression; maintenance of root meristem identity; root meristem specification. Lineage: Eukaryota; Viridiplantae; Streptophyta; Magnoliopsida; Cucurbitales; Cucurbitaceae. Gene Ontology annotation, cellular component: nucleus.